Messenger RNA from Bemisia tabaci, 2096 nucleotides. RefSeq names its product lactosylceramide 4-alpha-galactosyltransferase. The record is from RefSeq and is a predicted model, not a curated record. Gene Ontology annotation, biological process: glycosphingolipid biosynthetic process. NCBI's taxonomy places the organism in Eukaryota, Metazoa, Arthropoda, Insecta, Hemiptera, Aleyrodidae. Gene Ontology annotation, molecular function: alpha-1,4-N-acetylgalactosaminyltransferase activity.
UCAAAAUGCAGGAAAAGAUAGGUUUGAAGUGAAGAACUAUAUUUUUGUGACCGAAGUUUUCCUCCUUGCUUCAUACCGGAAAGAGACAAAAAAUGUUGUCAUCUUAAAAGUUCGUUUUGCUCAUUGUUUGAGUAUUCAUUUUACGAAACAAUCGGUUUUUUUUUGGUCAUGUGUUGGCAUUCCAUCAAUCUUGCCGAAGGUGUUUUAAGUACUUUCUGAAGUGUGUUAGAGGUAGUGCAUAGCUAUGGUGAAACUAAAUCAGCCUAUUUCGGUUUGCAAAGUUGCAAACUGAAAUACUUCACCCUCAAAAUUCUUGCUCAAAAUUAUACGCGGUCCUACCUACUCCGCCAUCGCAAAAAUUAUCGAUGUAAGAUUCUUUCAAAACUGACUGAUGAACAUUUCUGAAAAGAAUGGAAUAAUAACUGGAAUUUUGGUAACGGUUUACUCAAGCUUCCUUCCUGUCCAUCGAUAUGCUCAGUGUUUUCAGAAGAAUGUCAAUCCUUGAAAAAGCCAAUACUUCAACGGUUGUCGGAAUCUUUCUGGGUUCCUUACAUGGAUUUUUUGAGUAGGAUGUACUCGCACACAUAAGUUCACUAUUUUACCAAUAUCUCCUCUCGUUUUGUGAAACCAUGAGAACCGAAAAUGCGACGACGAAGAACUUGCUGGAGUGGCUCAACCAAAGAGCAGAUCUUGCCAAAAAUAGUACCAGAAUAAGAAUGAGAAAAAUCGUCUUUCUGACAGUAUUUAUUAUAAUCAUUUUGAUUUAUUACUUUGGAGCUUUAGAGUACAUAAAGGGUUUGACACUGAAGCGGAAAAUUCCUGACGGGGUAAAUCAUCCGAAAGCACCUUUUUGUUACAACGUGCCUCAAGAAAAAUAUGACCCUGAGAUUCCAACCCUACCGGGCCACAAAGUGACUCCUAACAGUAUUUUCUUCUUGGACACGUCAUGCAGCCAUGGAUAUGGCGUCAAUUUGUCAUUAAGACAGGCUUGCGCUUAUGAGUCGGCCGCCAGAGCUCAUCCACAAUCUCAGGUAUUGGUUUUGUUCUCGUCUCCAAUCUCGCUCGACGAACCGUCGCCUGUCGUCACUGUGUUGCUAACGUACGAGAAUCUGAAAUUUGUUCGAAUCCUGGAGGGAAACUUCUUCAAUCGCACUCCCUUGGAAACAUUUCGAUUUUAUGAGAAAAUAGCAGGAAGUUCCUUUCCGGAAUCACACGCCAGUGAUAUCCUCCGGCUCGCGAUCUUAUGGAAGUACGGCGGAACGUACCUGGAUUCUGAUAUCAUCGUAUGCAGGCGGCUAAAUGGAAUGAAAAACUUUGCAGGGGCAGAAUCUGAUAAAUUGAUCAAUGGUGCUGUUUUGAACUUCGAUACGACAAGAAAAAGUAAAUCAAUCAUUGAGGAAAUGUUGAAAAAAAUUCAAGAAAACUUUCAACCAACUUUAUGGACUAAAAAUGGACCGGAAGUGUUGACUGAUGUCCUCUCGAGGUUAUGCAAUGAAACUGACUUGACGAAAAUCAGCCGUGCUCGGUGCGGGGGCUUCAGCGUGUUUCCACCUCCUCCACGGUCGCCGUUCUACCCGAUCGCGUACUGGGAUUGGAGAGCACUCUUCAAGGAACACUCCGAUCCCUCGUUCGUCAAGUACCUGGCGACUCGCUCCACGGUUCACUUCUGGAACAUGAUGAGCAAGAGCUCUCCGGUGGACGUUCAUUCCAAAAUGCCCUUCAACCUCCUCGCAGCCGAGUUCUGCCCGAGGGUUCACUCAAUUGCCACCGACCACUUUUAGGUCUCGAUAGACGGUUAAAUUCCGAACCAAUUCCGAUCAAAGUACACUAGUUGGACGUAUUUCUGUCAAACGGAAUUAAGCGCCAAUUUGAAUUCUUUGUGAGUAAAUUAGAAUGCCGGAUAGCGUGUUCUGUCAAACGGAACUAAGCGCCAUGGAAAAGCAUUGCGAGUAUAGGACGGAAUGAGCCCGACGCCCGAUUCCGCCGCCAUUCCAAGCCCCCCUCUCCCUUCCUCCCCCGACAGGCCCACUAAAAGGGGGGUAUACUGGGUCCCUGGUGCCGGGGCCCGGGCCCCGGAUGGGGCCCGUGCUGCCCGU